Pristis pectinata (smalltooth sawfish) is the source of this 3010-nucleotide messenger RNA. RefSeq names its product stromal cell derived factor 4 (gene sdf4). Gene Ontology annotation, biological process: calcium-ion regulated exocytosis. NCBI's taxonomy places the organism in Eukaryota, Metazoa, Chordata, Chondrichthyes, Rhinopristiformes, Pristidae. The coding region runs from base 489 to 1562 and encodes 357 amino acids. Gene Ontology annotation, molecular function: calcium ion binding. The transcript has 6 exons. The record is from RefSeq and is a predicted model, not a curated record. Gene Ontology annotation, cellular component: endoplasmic reticulum.
AAGAAGAUGAAAGCCAAGUGCACAGCAACCAGUCUCCUCCCCCGAGCCGAGCCCAAGGGGAUUGGCAGAGGGCGGGAGCCGAGCGCAGAGCGCCAGGCAAUCAAGUCCUCCAGGCCAGGAGGCGCCAGACGGGUUCCUUCGCUCGUCGAAGGCUGAUCUUGCUCAGCGCUGCAGCCCAGAACCCUUCCUGCUGGAGAGCCCUUUUGUGGCAGGAUUUAUCCCGCCGGUUUCCGCGCAACCAAGGCGCAGUGUGUGGGUCGGUCACCCGUGUAAGGUAGCGGGGCCCCAGGAGCCGUGAGCUCAGUGACCUGCAGCGGACGGCCCUGUCCAUGGCCGAGGCCAGGUGACGGGCGCUCGGCGUUGACGCAGUCGCUGGCAGUGCCUGGGGUGUCAGUUGUAUCGGUGCGGUUCCUGCCGCCGCCUCUCCCUCUCCCUCCCUCACUGCCCACACACACACACACACACACACACACACACACACUGUGGCCAUGGUCUCCGUCAAGUCCGUCCUGUGCAGCAUCGCCAGCCUCUACCUGGGCUGCUUCUCCAUCUUCCUGCUGGUGGAUGUUUACGCCCGACCCACCAACAACUCGGCCGCCAAGAGGGAGAAGUCGGUCGUCGGCAAGGACGAGAACGAAAUCCAGCCCCCGGACCAUGUGAACGGGCUGAAGCUGGAGAAGGGGGGUAACCUGAACAAGGACUUCCACCAGGAGGUCUUCCUGGGCAAGGAGAUAGAGGAGUUCGAGGAAGACUCGGAGCCCGUGAGGAACAGGAAAAAGUUGAUUGCCAUAUUCGAAAAGGUUGAUGCCAAUGUUGACAAGAAAAUUAGUGCAAGUGAGAUGCAGCGAUGGAUUAUGGAGAAAACUGAGGAACAUUUCCAACAAGCUGCUAAAGAGAACAAGCUCUACUUCAAAACAGUGGAUCCUGAUGGAGAUGGUCAGGUAUCCUGGGAUGAAUAUAGAGUCAAGUUUCUGGCAAGCAAGGGGUUUAAUGAGAAAGAAGUGGCAGAAAAAAUCAAGAACAAUGAAGAGCUGAAGAUUGAUGAAGAGACUCAGGAGGUUCUGGAUAAUCUAAAAGAUCGUUGGUUUCAGGCUGACGAACAUCCUGCCAAUCACCUCCUGAAUGAGGAUGAAUUCUUGGCUUUUCUCCAUCCUGAGCACAGCCGUGGAAUGCUCACAUUCAUGGUUAAAGAAAUUAUUCGCGAUUUAGAUCAAGAUGGAGACAAAAAGCUGACUGUAUCAGAGUUUAUUUCUUUACCUGUCGGCACGGUGGAAAACCAGGAGGCUCAAGACAUUGAUGAUGAUUGGGUCAAAGAGAGAAGGAAGGAGUUUGAGGAGGUUAUUGAUGCUGACCGAGACGGUAUUGUCACAAUGGAAGAGUUAGUGGAAUACAUGGACCCCAUGAAUGAGUACAGUGCUAUGAAUGAGGCCAGGCAGAUGAUAGCUGUGGCAGACGAGAACCAGGACCACUACCUCGAACUGGAAGAGAUCCUGAAAUACAGCGAGUACUUCACAGGAAGUAAACUGAUGAAUUAUGCCCAGAGUGUACACGAGGAGUUCUGAGGGAUGUGGAUUCCCACGUUAGAACAAUGUCAUUUGAAAUCCCUUCAGCUUUGUCAACCCGAACAUGCGCUUAACAAAAUAUGCUUUUUACACUACUCCCAUUGGUAUCCUGUGUCAAUACAAUUUCCCUCGCUGCUGGAUGGAGCUCCUUAACCAUGAAGCAGUAACACUGCUUUGUUUGAAAUCUCCUUGGAAGGCCAGCACAGUGGAAGCUCUAAUACUCUGCUCCAGCAACCACACUGUGCAGUCUUUCAGAAAGCAAUGUUCAGGGACCAGUGGGUGAAAGUCUCUGUUUGCUUCACAGCGAUAACUUGCUCUACAAAGGACUCUUCCUGCCGAGCUAGAAUGACUCCGGCUAAGCUGAGUUGUAACAGUAACCAAGUGAAUUUAUGUUAACCUGGGUAUUACCACAGAUGCUUUGUAGCUCAUGCGGCAUGCUAAAUGCCACUGGUCUAAGUUGUAGUGACUCCAGCUUGUGUGGCUCUACUGUCUGCACCCAGAGCUGAAUGGUUUGACUACUUUAUACUCUUUGUGGCAAAAAGAAGUCUUUGAUUUAUGCAGUUUCUUUAAAAGUUGAGUUUGAGAGUUCCACAGUGGAUCCCCUAAUCCACUACAAAGUCAGCAGAAAGCAAACACUGAAUAAUUUGAGACUGCAGGCCUCCCAAUCACGAUGGCUGAUUGUAGUGUAAUGGACAAGUUGAGCUUUCUCAUGACCAUCAUGUGCAGGAUGGCUAAUUCUGUGGCUGGAAUGAUCAUCUCCCUGCCCACUUGGUUUGUUGCCUUUUUUGAAAUUGCAGAAGUUUAUCCAGUUUUGGAGACGAGAUUAGUUUUGCCCAAUUCAUGAUCACCGGCUUUGGGUGUGAUGUUAUCCUAACAAUCUAUCAAUAAGCAAAACAAUUAACUCCCUAUCUACUACUAUUGUUGCCAGCUUGUAACUGUGAAAUGGUGACCGUGAGCUUGUGUGAAGGCUGAUUUUUUUUUCCCUUAAAUACUAAUCCAAGUAUUAUUCCACAGUCAGUACAGCUAUCUCAACAAAAAUCUCCGUACACUUUGUGCUGGAAAAUAUUCUGGAUAAUCAUGAUGAUUGACUUCUUAAAUAAGUUUUUUUUGUUUCAAAGAAUUAUUUCUGCAUCAGCUGCCCACUACAUUUGACUUCUAGCUGUGUAGAAUGCUGAUUAAGGUUAAUCUAGCAGAGGAACUACUGGAGAUUUAAUUCCAGCAUAAUUCUCUCAAAGUAGGGAUUUGUGUUGGUGCAAAUUCAGUAGUCCUCCAUUGGUAAUGACCAUUUGACCAAUGUGUUAAAUAGUCUUCACAUUUGAUUCAAUAAUUUAAAUUGGUUUUAAUCUUAGUCUCUGAGCUUGCCUUUGCUUUUUAUAGUUAAUAUUUAUUGUUUAAAUGAAAUCUGUUUGCUGCACAUGCAUUUAAAUCAAAUAAAGUCAUGAAUCAGA